AUGUUGACUAUGGCCCCCAAGGAAGAACACGUGAGCAAGCGUGCUUGUCUAAAAUCAAAACGGUCUCGAUUACUUUUGAUCGUGAGCAUUUUCAUUGUUCUUUGUGUUGCUAUCAUCCCGGCUGUCGUGGUUACCACUCUUCACAAGAAAAACAGCAUGGGUCCGAAAUCGAAGGUUUUCGUGCCUCUUUACGUCUACCCUUCUCCUGGAGCAUGGACUCCACUGGAAAAUGUGAUUUCCGAUCAUCCCGAUGUCAAUUUUACCGUCGUAAUCAAUCCAAACAGCGGACCAGGGUCAAGUGCAUUGCCCGAUGCCAAUUAUACCCGAGAAAUUCCAAAGAUUGCCUCGUACGCCAAUGUACGCCUUCUGGGGUAUGUCCACACUUCGUAUGCGAAGCGCAACAUAUCCCUGGUUCGCAAGGAUGUCGAAAUGUACGCAGCCUGGCCCUCCAUAUCCUCCAACUCGAAGUUGGCCGUCCGGGGCAUAUUCUUCGAUGAGACCCCUGAGGAAUAUGAUGCCAGCGCCUUUAAUUACUUGAAAAAUCUGACUGGUCUUGUGAAAGACCUGGAUGGGUUUGGCUCUGAUCCGUUUGUGGUUCAUAACCCAGGACUUGUUCCGGAUUCCCGCUAUCUGUCAACAGCAGACUCAACAGUCGUAUUUGAGGAGACCUACAGUGUCUUCCAAGAGCGCAAUGGAGCUACACUCUUAGCAGCCAUCUCGGACAGCAACCGUACUCAGCGGUGCGCUCUGAUCCACUCCGUACCCACCUCGGUAGAGGGAUCGGAACUGCGCGGUCUAGUGAAGGAGGUUCGCAAGGUUGCCGAUGAAGUUUUCAUCACCCACCUUAGCUCCGAUUACUAUUCUAACUUUGGAUCGAAGUGGGCCGAGUUUGUCGAUCUGAUGGCGGCGUGA
Penicillium macrosclerotiorum is the source of this 912-nucleotide messenger RNA. RefSeq names its product spherulation-specific family 4 protein. The transcript has 3 exons. The record is from RefSeq and is a predicted model, not a curated record. Bases 1 to 912 code for a protein of 303 amino acids. Lineage: Eukaryota; Fungi; Ascomycota; Eurotiomycetes; Eurotiales; Aspergillaceae.